ACUCUUCCCCAGUAGCGCUCCAUCGGUCUGCAAGUUUAUUUUCAACCAGAGUUUCAAACGCCCGUAACAAAGCACAGAGCAACGCUUUUGCAGGCGAAUUGAAUUACCAUGUCCUUCACACGCCCACCGAUUCUGGUCCUGACGGCCGUAUUGUGCGUGCUUCUGCCGCUUUUGACUUCCUGUAUGCCCGUCGAGCAAAUUAUACUCGAUGGAGACCAUGUGUACAAAACAGAUUCCGUUACCCGUGCUCCACUGCUAACUGCUCUCAAUGGUGAAAUCAUUGAGGGCCGUUAUAUUGUAAUAUUGAAGCGUUCGGAGGGCGUAUUGCAGCGUCACCUUCAAACGAUAGGUGCAAUGCUCCCUCAAUUUGCUGAGGUUAACCCUAUUGAGCUACCUGGGCUUGAAGGCUAUGUUGGCAACUUCCCUGAUCAUGUCAUUGACGCAUUACGCAGCGUGGAUGAGGUCGCCUUUAUUGAGAAAGAUCAAAUUGUACAUGCCACCCCUACUAAAGGAGUUGGCGCUGUGCAGCAUGACGCACCAUGGGGACUUGGUCGGAUUUGCCAUAAAGAGCAUCCAACUGGCAACGAAUCCCACACAUACGUAUACUAUCCGGACGAUGGAAAGGGCGUGACAGCGUACGUGGUGGACACUGGUAUAAAUAUCGAACAUGUUGACUUCCAGGGCCGUGCAAAGUGGGGUGCCACGAUUCCGUUCAAUGACGAGGAUAUUGACGGUAACGGACAUGGUACCCACGUCGCAGGAACUAUUGCUGGUGCAGCGUACGGUGUUGCAAAGCAAGCAGAAGUUGUUGCAGUCAAAGUCUUGAGGUCGAACGGGUCAGGAACGAUGUCGGACGUGGUUCGCGGAAUUGAAUGGGUUGUAAAAAAUCACCGUAAUCGGACCAAAGAAGCGCUGGACGACGGCAGUAAGAAAAAAGUUAAGAGUGUUGGUAAUAUGAGUCUGGGGGGUGGCAUGUCUAGGGUUUUGAACAUGGCUGUGAAUGCGGCAUACGACGCGGGCGUUCUUUUCGCAGUUGCUGCGGGUAACGACAAUCAAGACGCGUGUGACUACUCUCCCGCCUCUGCAGAGAAACCGAUUACAGUUGGUGCCACGACGAAAGAAGACAUUAGAGCUUGGUUCAGCAACUGGGGUAAAUGUACCGACAUUUUCGCACCCGGUCAUCAAAUUCUGUCUGCUUGGAUCGGCAGUAAUGACGCUACGAAUACUCUCUCUGGAACCUCAAUGGCGACCCCUCAUGUUGCGGGUAUUCUCACGGCCUUCCUAUCCCGCCCGGAAUUUGAGAAUCUCCAACCGAAGGAUCUAAAAAGACUGGUGAUCAAGGCCGCCACCCGGGGGGUUAUCAUCGGGAUUCCAGAGCACACCGAUACGAAGAAUCGUCUGGCUUUUUCCCUCCCACCUUCAGAAGGAGACAUCUAGACAAGGGAUGACCCCAUCUGCAGAUUACCGCUGGAGACAGGAUGGAUGAUGUACGCCACUAUGUGAUAGCUGAAACCGAAAAUUGGGUGUAUAUGUGCAUAGCAUCGAGAAUAUCUCUGUACUAAUGCCAACAUGCUCCAAUGAUACUAUCUUACACUA
Spizellomyces punctatus DAOM BR117 is the source of this 1596-nucleotide messenger RNA. RefSeq lists its product as uncharacterized. Gene Ontology annotation, molecular function: serine-type endopeptidase activity. The transcript is spliced from 12 exons. NCBI's taxonomy places the organism in Eukaryota, Fungi, Chytridiomycota, Chytridiomycetes, Spizellomycetales, Spizellomycetaceae. Gene Ontology annotation, biological process: proteolysis. The record is from RefSeq and is a predicted model, not a curated record. The coding region runs from base 109 to 1437 and encodes 442 amino acids.